CGCGCGCGCCGCUCGGGUCGACGCCGCGUCGCUCGGCGAGAUCGACGCGAACGCGCGCAUCGCGAUGCUCGACGACGGCGACGUCGAUGCGCAGCGCGCGUCCGCGCGCGAAGCCGCGCCUUUAUUGCGGACGGAUGAAGACGCAACCAGGGUGUUGGCGCAUCCCGCGACGCGUUCGUCGCGCGCGGUGACGCUCUGGACGCUCGCGAGCGCGCUCGUCGGCGCUGGACUCUUCGCGUGCGUCGACGGGACGCGCCGCGAGGUGAAACACCGCGCCGCGCUGGGUGAAGCGUGGGAAACAGAGUGGGGCGCGCUGGACUUGGGCGAACGCGCGACGCGCGCGACGGCGGCGUUGCAAGGGAAAACCGAAGGGCACGGGCUGCCGGUGUUCUUGCACAUCCCGAAGGCCGGUGGAACGACGAUCGAAACCGCGCUGGGGGUGUUGGGAAUCGAUGUCGGGUAUUGUCACCUCCCCGAAGCGCGCGGCACGCCGACGCCGUACGAGACGAGUCCGACGUUUGAGAACGAGGCGUGGCACAGGCCGCCGGCGGCGUUCGUUCCGGAUUCGUGGGCGAUCGUGCGGAAUCCGUACAGACGGUUCGCGAGCGAUUUCUUGUGGGCGAAAUAUUUAGGGUCGGAGCCCGGGCAGUUUUGGGGGUUGAACCCAGGGUAUAGCGAGCGGAACUGCGAGGCGUUUCAGAGCUACGUGAAGGAUAUGAUCUCACCCGCCGCGUCGCCGGAUGGAUGGAUGGAUGAUAAGUUCAAAUGCUACAACGACGCCAAGUUCACCCUACAGGGCAUUGCUGACUGCGAGACGAAGUAUCCGGGCUUUAAGAUUCACCUCGGCUCGCACGUGCUACCGCAACGCAUCACGACGGCGUACGCCGAACGCGUCUUCAAAUUCGAGGAAUGCUUCGACUCCGCGCCGGGGAAGUGCAAGGACCCGAGAAACAUGAUCGAGCAAGACAACAUCAUCGCUUUCAUGCGUAAUCGCUACACUCCAGCGGUGACGAUCGAAGAGAAAAUUAACGAAUGGAACGCCGCCGUGGAGAAGCCCGAUGUCAUGUCGUGUUGGGCUGAAUUCGACCCGGCGAUUUUACGCGUCUACGACGCCGUCUACACGCACGACUUUGCGGGAUUCGGAUACAACAAGAUAUCUCCCAAGGGCACCACCGACGGCACGUCCGUGUUCGAUAACUCGGCACACACCAAUCACCACGCCGACGGCAAAACGCUCGAACAGCUCAGGUCAGAGCUUCCCGAAAACACACCCAUCAUGGACGUCCAGGGACCGAAGUGCGACGCGGGGGCGCCGGCCCUCGGCCGCUCGAACGAUCGCGCGCGUUGAGCCGUGC
Molecule: messenger RNA, 1355 nt
Organism: Ostreococcus lucimarinus CCE9901
Lineage: Eukaryota; Viridiplantae; Chlorophyta; Mamiellophyceae; Mamiellales; Bathycoccaceae
Exons: 1
Coding region: 65-1348 (427 amino acids)
Source: RefSeq, a predicted model, not a curated record